CGUAGACAUAAUAAUAAUAAUUAAAAAUUAGUGUAAAUUCUCAAACUCAAAAAAGUUUUUAGUGAAUAUACGCCUUUUCUUCUCUCUCCUCCCUCAGUUCCUCCCUUCUCGGCCUCUCUGAAGUGUACUGGGUUUGACGUCAUUAGAGGUUUCUCGUUCACCGAUACACCCCCCCCGUUCCGCCGCCACUCUCAUCAAUUGGGAAACACACUGGUCCGUCAUGCGUGUAACUGAAAGUACCCACCGAUCUUCAAUUGUGAUGGCAGCUCCUUCUUGUUGUUGUCCCCAUUCAUAGUCAUUAUCGACUUUUCCCCUUCUCGAAUUGGUAUUUUCUGUUUUAAAUUUUCGGAAUUCAUCGUCAGUUUCUAUCGAGGCGAUCAGGGUUUUCCAGAUGAAGAUCGAAGAUUUGGAUGAGAAAGAUAAUGGGCGUGACAAGGGCGGAUUUAGCGAUGAUGAUAGUGAUGACGAUUGUAGGAAUUUUAGCCAGUACCGGAGGUUGAUAGUUAGGGUCGAUGCUAAGAGAGCUCUGGUCGGUGCGGGUGCUCGGAUCCUCUUCUAUCCGACGCUUUUGUAUAAUGUUUUCCGCAACAAAAUCAAUCAAGCUGAGUUCAGGUGGUGGGAUGAAAUCGAUCAGUUUUUGCUUCUUGGAGCAGUUCCAUUUCCGAAAGAUGUUCCUAGGUUGAAGCAGCUUGGUGUUGGUGGAGUUAUUACUCUUAAUGAGCAUUAUGAAACCCUGGUCCCAACUACAUUGUACCGUGCUCAUGGGAUUGCUCAUUUGGUUAUUCCUACCCGAGACUAUCUGUUUGCACCCUCUUUUGUUGAUAUCAAUCGGGCUGUGGAUUUCAUUCAUAAGAAUGCAUCCAAAGGUGAGACAACAUAUGUACACUGCAAAGCGGGUCGAGGAAGGAGCACGACAGUUGUUCUCUGUUAUUUGGUGGAGUACAAGAAUAUGACUCCAGUUUCUGCUCUGGAGUACGUCAGGUCUCGGAGACCUAGAGUAUUGUUAGCUCCUUCUCAGUGGAAGGUAACCACUAAAGUCCAAUUGAUGCAUAAUUGUUUAUGCCUAGAUUGAGUGCUUUAAUAUUUCAGUGCUGUAUUUUUUUGUUUGUCAAUAGGCAGUACUUGAAUUCAAGCAGUGGCGAAUGCAUUCUGCCUCACUCUCUCCUUGCAGAGAUGUUGUAUUGAUCACAAAAGCUGACUUGGAAGGAUACCAGAGCCCUUGCAGGGACACUUCGAAGAAGAUUGUGAUUGUUCCCAGAAGGACUAGGACAAAGCCAAUGAUAGCAAGGUUGACUUGCUUCUUUGCAGCCCUGAAAGUUUCGGGAGGUUCUGGACCCCUAACCCGGCAACUAACUGCAACACGGGCAUGCUAAUUCCAGCCUGAAUGGUAUGGUUUUGGAUGCUUGCUUGUACAGGGGGAGCAUAAAAGGUUCCAUCAGUGGUCUUAAAGAAAUAACAGGAAGAGAAUUUGAUGGUCCCUCUUUAUGUGUGACUUAGAUGCUGGCUGUUCAACUCUCUCUUCCAGUGAGCGCAUAGAUAAAUAAGACGAGGCUAUUGCUGAUCCCCUAAAUCUUUUGUUUUAACAUGAGGUUUGGAUGAUUGGCUUUAGUCCAAUUGUACAUAUUUGCAUCAGUUUUUUCCCGCAUUUUGGCAACCCUUCCUUCCCUUAUUCUUCUUUCUUCACUCUAAUUUUGCAUUGGUUUAGAUCUUCCCGAGCAUGACUUCUCUGACCAAUAUGAACGCUGGUAUUAUUGGCCCAGUUCUCCUCUUACAUAAUCUGAAAACAAGUUAGGGCAAUUAAUUUAAAAUUGAUCGUUGGGCCUGUAUUGUGGCACUCUGCAGAACCUUGGGCUCUACACUCGGGCUAUAUACAAUUGUAACCCAUUAAGAAAUUAAUUCUAAGGUGUGUAUUGGAUCAUGUAUUACGUCAACCGCUC
Messenger RNA from Oldenlandia corymbosa var. corymbosa, 1937 nucleotides. The record is from the annotation of a GenBank genome assembly. Lineage: Eukaryota; Viridiplantae; Streptophyta; Magnoliopsida; Gentianales; Rubiaceae.